AUGAGUAAGAUCCUUGCACCAGGCCGUGUUGUCAUUCUCCUUUCAGGCAGAUAUGCCGGAAAGAAAGCCGUCAUUUCGACAGUGAACCUCCAAAAGUCGAAAGACCGUGAUUAUGGUUUCGUGACCGUUGUCGGCGUUGAGCGCGCCCCAUUGAAAAUCACCCGUGCUAUGAGUGAUACCGUUCAGCGUUUAAGAACUUCCGUUAAAGCUUUCUGCAAAGUUGUUAACGUCAACCACGUGAUGCCAACCAAGUACACCGUUAACCUUGACCAACUCUCGUUAAUCAAAGACGUCAAAAUAAACACCUUCGAAGCUGGAAAGCCAUACCCAAUCGCCACCAAAAAGGCUCUUAGUUCCCAAUUCGCUGAGGUCUACAGAAAUGGUAAGGAAAGCUGGCUGUUCACUAAAUUGAGAUUCUAA
Molecule: messenger RNA, 420 nt
Organism: Entamoeba invadens IP1
Lineage: Eukaryota; Evosea; Mastigamoebida; Endamoebidae
Product: 60S ribosomal protein L27-A, putative
Exons: 1
Coding region: 1-420 (139 amino acids)
Biological process (GO): translation
Cellular component (GO): cytosolic large ribosomal subunit; ribosome
Molecular function (GO): structural constituent of ribosome
Source: RefSeq, a predicted model, not a curated record